This is a messenger RNA of Balaenoptera acutorostrata (minke whale), 2488 nucleotides long. It is a transcript of the gene ACE2, whose product is annotated as angiotensin converting enzyme 2. Gene Ontology annotation, biological process: proteolysis. Bases 8 to 1618 code for a protein of 536 amino acids. NCBI's taxonomy places the organism in Eukaryota, Metazoa, Chordata, Mammalia, Artiodactyla, Balaenopteridae. Gene Ontology annotation, molecular function: peptidyl-dipeptidase activity; metallopeptidase activity. The record is from RefSeq and is a predicted model, not a curated record. Gene Ontology annotation, cellular component: plasma membrane. The transcript is spliced from 12 exons.
AGGCGAUAUGUGGGGGAGAUUUUGGACAAAUCUGUACCCUUUGACAGUCCCCUUUGGAGAGAAACCAAGCAUAGAUGUUACCAAAGAAAUGCAGAACCAGUCCUGGGAUGCAAAGAGGAUAUUCAAGGAGGCUGAGAAGUUCUUUGUGUCUAUUGGCCUUCCUAAUAUGACUCAAGAAUUCUGGGUUAACUCCAUGCUAACUGAGCCAGGCGAUGGCCGGAAAGUGGUCUGCCACCCCACAGCAUGGGACCUGGGGAAGGGUGACUUCAGGAUCAAAAUGUGCACAAAGGUGACGAUGGAUGACUUCCUGACAGCCCAUCACGAGAUGGGGCACAUCCAGUAUGACAUGGCGUAUGCCACACAGCCCUUCCUGCUCAGAAAUGGAGCUAAUGAAGGUUUCCAUGAAGCUGUUGGGGAAAUCAUGUCACUUUCUGCAGCUACACCUCACUAUUUGAAAGCCCUUGGUCUUCUGCCACCUGAUUUUUAUGAAGACAAUGUAACAGAAAUAAACUUCCUGCUCAAACAAGCACUUCAAAUUGUUGGAACUCUACCGUUUACUUACAUGUUAGAAAAGUGGAGGUGGAUGGUCUUUAAGGGUGAAAUACCCAAGGAGCAGUGGAUGCAAAAGUGGUGGGAGAUGAAGCGAGAGAUAGUCGGGGUGGUGGAGCCUCUGCCCCAUGACGAAACAUACUGUGACCCCGCGUGUCUGUUCCAUGUUGCUGAAGAUUACUCAUUCAUCCGAUAUUACACAAGGACCAUUUAUCAAUUCCAGUUUCAUGAAGCCCUUUGUCAAACAGCUAAACAUGAAGGUCCCCUGUACAAAUGUGAUAUCUCGAAUUCCACCGAAGCUGGGCAAAGGCUGCUCCAAAUGCUGCAUCUUGGAAAAUCAGAACCCUGGACCUUAGCAUUGGAAAAUAUUGUGGGAGUAAAGACUAUGGACGUAAAACCACUGCUCAACUACUUUGAGCCGUUGUUGACCUGGCUGAAAGAGCAGAACAGGAAUUCGCCUGUGGGAUGGAGCACAGACUGGACUCCAUAUUCUGACCAAAGCAUCAAAGUGAGGAUAAGCCUAAAAUCAGCUCUUGGAGAAAAAGCUUAUGAAUGGAAUGACAAUGAAAUGUACUUGUUCCAGUCGUCUGUUGCAUACGCCAUGAGAGAGUAUUUUUCAAAAGUCAGAAACGAGACCAUUCCUUUUGGGGAGAAGGACGUGUGGGUGAGUGACUUGAAACCAAGAAUCUCCUUCAACUUCUUUGUCACUACACCUAAAAAUGUGUCUGACAUCAUUCCUAGAACUGAAGUUGAAGAGGCCAUCAGGAUGUCCCGGGGCCGUAUCAAUGAUGCUUUCCGCCUGGAUGACAACAGCCUGGAGUUUCUGGGGAUUCAGCCGACGCUGGGACCCCCUUAUGAGCCACCUGUCACCAUAUGGCUGAUUAUCUUUGGGGCCGUGAUGGGAGUGGUAGUGAUUGGCAUUGCCGUGCUCAUCUUCACUGGGAUCAGAGAUCGAAGAGAGAAAAGUCAAGCAAGCAGUGAAGAAAAUCCUUAUAUCUCCAUGGACUUGAGUAAAGGAGAAAAUAAUUCAGGAUUCCAAAAUAGUGGUGAUGUUCACACUUCGUUUUAGAAAAAUCUCUUUUAUUUCCUCUUGAGGUGAUCUUAUUGUAUGUAAAUGUUAAUUUCACAGUACAGAACAUAGGAGAUUAUAAGGAUGUCAUUAAAUGUCAAAGCUAUGGCUCUGUUCAGGAAAAGCUGUCCAAAGAAGACAUGCCUGAGGAGAGGGCAUCUUCACUUGCAUCGCCUUUAGUAUUUGUUUCUGCCUCAGGAUUUGACUUUUCUGUCUCCUGAAAGAGGUGUUUCUAUUUGAGAAUAGAGAAAGUUUGUCUUUGGCCUCACACGCUGCUCGGGGGUAAUAGAAAUGGAAAUGUCCACUGUGUUGCUGGAAUUGAAAAAAAAGGAGACAUGGCAGGAGCAGGUGUUGGGCUCUGGUGUGGAACCUGGGUGGAUCGCUCUUAAAGACGGUGCCUGUGAACAGAUGGAGCUGCAGGGACGGAGAACAGCACGCACUGUUCACUUGGAUUUAAUUCAAGUGGAAAGGAUGUCAUGCUCUCUUCACAUUAACUUGAUCUAAGUACUCUAGUGAUUUCCCCCAGUGAUGGUUGGACUGGAACAUGCCUUCUUCAGGGUGACAGGGCUACAGAAGAGAGAAGAAUCCAGAGAGCCAUUGAAGGACACUGCCUUCUCACUUCCAAGCUGCUUGAUCACCAUCUUCCUGACCACAUCAAACUAGCCCCAGGGGCCUCCGUGAACCCCCCUCCAGAGCACCCGUGAUAGAAACUCACUUCCGUUGCUCUCUAACUGUGGAGUGCAUGGAGAUCCCAACUGAAUGUCACCCUCUGAAGUGGGCUCCCAAUCUCUUAAAUCUUUUGUAUUUGCCCACAAUGUCUGAGUAGUGCUGAGCACGAAGCAGACACUCAGUAAAUACUCGAUUUACACA